GGCACGGGCACCUCCCUGGCGCUCUCCUCGCUGCUCUCGCUGCUGCUCUUUGCCGGGAUGCAGAUGUACAGCCGGCAGUUGGCCUCCACCGAGUGGUUGACCAUCCAGGGCGGGUUGCUGGGCUCCGCGCUCUUCCUCUGCUCCCUCACCGCUUUCAACAACCUGGAGAACCUCGUGUUCGGCAAGGGCUUCCAGGCCAAGAUCUUCCCUGAGAUCCUCACCUGCCUCUUGCUGGCUCUCUUUGCCUCCGGCCUUAUUCACCGAGUCUGUGUGACCACUUGCCUCAUCUUCUCCAUGGUCGGCCUCUACUACAUCAACAAGAUCUCUUCCACCCUCUACCAGUCUGCGGCACCCGUCGCUGCUCCCGCCAAGGCUGUCGGCAAAGGCAGGAAGAGAAAUUGAUGUCCCACCACCCCUCCCUGGGGCAGCCCCCAACCUCUGCCGGCCCUUCCCGGGGCUCCCACCCCCCAAUAAAGCCAUUUCUUU
Molecule: messenger RNA, 486 nt
Organism: Charadrius vociferus (killdeer)
Lineage: Eukaryota; Metazoa; Chordata; Aves; Charadriiformes; Charadriidae
Gene: KRTCAP2
Product: keratinocyte associated protein 2
Exons: 4
Coding region: 58-402 (114 amino acids)
Source: RefSeq, a predicted model, not a curated record